GUCCCGUUGUCAAAAAUGAAUCGGCUUUUCGGUCGUAGCAAGCAGGCACCUAACCCUAACCUGUCGGACUGCAUAGGCAAUGUGGAUGGGAGGAUCGAGUCACUCGAUAAAAAAAUCGCACGAAUCGACGCGGAGCUGAUGAAGUAUAAAGACCAGAUGAAAAAGAUGAGGGAUGGACCAUCAAAAAAUACAGUGAAGCAGAAGGCGACGAGAGUGCUGAAACAAAAGAGAAUGUAUGAGGGCCAAAGAGAUCAGCUCACUCAACAAUCAUUUAAUAUGGAACAAGCCAACUAUACAAUCCAGUCUUUAAGAGACACCAAAACAACAGUGGAAGCUAUGAAGACCGGAGCAAAAGAAAUGAAGAAAGCGUAUAAACAAGUGAAGAUGGACCAAAUUGAAGACCUGCAGGAUCAGCUGGAAGAUAUGAUGGAAGAGGCCAAUGAGGUCCAGGAAGCUCUCAGUCGCAGCUAUGGCACACCAGAAAUCGAUGAGGAUGAACUGGAAGCAGAGUUGGAUGCUCUUGGAGAUGAGCUCCUGCUGGAUGAUGACAGCACUUAUCUUGAUGAAGCUUCAUCAGCACCGUCCAUUCCUGAAGGAGUACCCAGUGACUCCAAAACCAAUAAGGAUGGAGUUCUGGUUGAUGAGUUUGGCCUACCACAGAUCCCUGCAACUUAAAGAAGUAUAUACACAGAACCCGUUGCUGUUCUGUGAUCAGUGUUUGAGUGUGACAGGAAGUUUCCCCCUAAAACCUAAUAUAUGGUGCUGAAGGUGUUUUGUUGUAUUUACUGGCCAGUCUAGGAUAUGACAUUGUAACUACCUGUGUUCGUCAUUUAUGCUUAACAUUAAUUAUUUUCUUAUUCCAUUUGACGUGGCAUGCAGCUGCAUUCCUCUACCCACCUGAUAACAAGAAAUUAAAUUAAUGGGAUUGGCUGCUGAAAUCAUUCUAUUAAUUGCAUACAUUAAAAGUUUGAGAGUCAACAGCUGGCUCUGGUAUGCCAGGGUCGAAUCUGACCAACCCAGCGGGCACUUACCCAGUUAAAGAAAUGCCUUUUUAAUUGCAAUUACAUAUUUUAGUAUUUGUUUUAUUUACCUAAAGCCAAAUUACAAAUUGGUCAACUGGUCAAGACAGAUUGUGUCUUUCUUUUCUGUGGUAGAUGUUGAAAGAAUUAUUCUGGAUACUGUUCAGGUACAGUAUUUCACUUCCAUGGGUUCCACUAAGCAAGUCAGUCUAAAAGAUGCAAAUGUAGUUUACAUAUUUAACAUGACCUUGGUUCUGUUGAUAAUAUAUUUGAUUAAUGAAUAAAAUAUACAAAUCUGUUAUAUAAAAUGUACAUUUCGAAUGUGAAAUAUUAAUGCAAAAUGUAUCAUAACAGUCGCUUUCAAGACAUUCAAUAAAUUGUUGUAUUUGAAAAUACUGGAGUGAAACAUUUCUCAGAUAUAUAGUAAUGACAAAAAAAGUGAAAAAGAAAUUAUAG
Molecule: messenger RNA, 1475 nt
Organism: Triplophysa rosa
Lineage: Eukaryota; Metazoa; Chordata; Actinopteri; Cypriniformes; Nemacheilidae
Gene: chmp5a
Product: charged multivesicular body protein 5a
Exons: 8
Coding region: 16-675 (219 amino acids)
Biological process (GO): vesicle budding from membrane; late endosome to vacuole transport via multivesicular body sorting pathway
Cellular component (GO): multivesicular body
Source: RefSeq, a predicted model, not a curated record